Prorocentrum cordatum is the source of this 1177-nucleotide messenger RNA. The record is from the annotation of a GenBank genome assembly. Lineage: Eukaryota; Dinophyceae; Prorocentrales; Prorocentraceae.
AGCCGUUUUGGCUUAAGCCGUUUUUAGCUCAGGAGUCUUGCCCGCAUCUGGCGAUUCCAGAGGCCCCUCCCCACACAGGGAAGUUCACGCCAUGGCUAUGAAGCUGGCGCUGCUCUCGGUGCUCACCAGCGGUGCCGCGGGUGUGGAGCUGGACAGCUCCAAUUGGGACGCGAUGACGGGUGGCAAGUCUGUGUUCGUCAAGUUCCUUGCCCCUUGGUGAGGCCACUGCAAGAACAUGAAGCCCGCCUGGGACAAGCUGAUGAAGGACUUCGAAGGGUCCACCACCUCGCUGGUCGCCGACGUCGACUGCACUGAGUCGGGGAAAGACUUGUGCGAGAAGCACGGGGUCGGUGGUUUCCCCACGAUCAAGUACGGCGACCCGGGCGACUUGAAGGACUACAACGGCGGCCGGGAUUACGCGGAGCUCAAGAAGUUCGCCGACGAGAACCUCGGCCCGACUUGCGGUCCAGACUACAUGGAGCUCUGCGACGCCAAAUCGAAGGACAAGAUCAACAAGUACAUGGCCAUGUCCACGGCGGAUCUCGAUGCCAAGAUCAAGAAGGCCAUCGAGGUGGUCGAGGUGGACAUACCGAUCAUGAACAAGGCCAUCUCGUACGCCAAGUCUAAGAGGUAAAGCAGGGCGCGCGCGCGUUCCGAGAACCAACAGUUUUGGGUUCCUGCAGUUUCGCAGCCUCGCCCCAUGGAAGGGGAGGGGAGGGAGGCAAGUCGCCGCCGGGAGAGGGGAGAGCGCGCACGUGAAGGGGCAGCGGGCGGGCGCAGGAGGGGCCGACGAGCCCCUGGCCUCAGCACCGCCGUCCCAGGCCGCCCUGCAGAAAAUCACGACGUCGGGGGUCUGAGAGAUAGGCGCGGACAACUCGGGGAUGGGCCAAGCCAGCCGCGGGCGCCCGACAUUUCUUUGCCCGCAGCCGAAGUGUGCCGGCCAGGCACGCUUCUGACCGACCAGCGUGGGCCUGCGAGUGACGCUGCCCGGCUCUGCGCCCUGCCGCGCGCGCGCGCCCGCGCGUGCGGCUGGCGCGGCUGGGCUCAGCCGACGGCCUCGACCGCGCCGGUUGGCUCCCGUGGGGCACAUCUUCCUCGGGCCCCGCGCGGCCGCACAAACUUUGCCGUGGCCGAUGUGCAGCGCGGCUCCGCGAGAGCAGAGAAAAACUUCACGGAA